AUGAACGGCGACACUUACUCAUCCAGAGACUCUGGACGUUCCCGCGAUUACUUCCGCGACGAACGACGUGAUCGAGACAGAGGUGACAGGCCCGAACGGGGAGCUGAGCGAGCUGCCGACCGAGGUGCUGAGCGUGGUGCGGAACGAGGAGCUGAGCGUGGAGCUGAACGGGGCGAUCGGACUGAUCGCGGUGAACGACGUCGCUCGCGUUCGCCUCAUCAUGGAUCCCGAGCUGACUCCCGUCGGGAGCGCGAAGUGAACUCAUACUCAACCAGCCGUGACUACCGUGCCCGUGAGCGUGAAGACCGCUACUCUGGCCGCCGUGAUGAUCGGGAGUGGGACCGUGGUGACCGCGCUGAGCGUGGUGGUGGUGGUGGUGAUCGUGGCGGCGGUGAUCGUGGCGGCGGUGAUCGUGGCGGCGGUGAUCGUGGCGGCGGUGACCGGGGUGGUGGUCGCCGACGUGACUUUGAUGACAGACCCCGUCGCGACCUGUUCGACGACCGUCGCGGCGGACGUGGUGGCGGAGACCGUGGAGAUCGUGGAGAACGUGAGAGAAGAGAGCGCAAGCGAAGUGCCACGCCCCCGCGGCGCAAGGAGCCUACUCCUGACCUGACAGAUGUGCCCUCGGUGUUGACCCGCAAACGUCGUUUGACUCAAUGGGAUAUGAAGCCCCCUGGCUACGAGAAUGUUACAGCUGAACAGGCCAAGAUCUCAGGGAUGUUCCCUCUUCCCGGAGCUCCUCGCCAGCAGCCAAUGGACCCUAGUCGCAUGAAGGACUUCCUGAACCCUCCCACUGGCGAUAGCGAGAACGCUGCCCUCAAGCCUUCUAACUCUCGUCAAGCGAAGCGGCUUUUCGUUUAUAACAUCCCAUCCGGUGUCUCGGGCGAUGACGUUAUUGCCUUCUUCAAUCUUCAGUUGAAUGGUCUCAAUGUUAUCCAUAGUGUUGACCCCUGUAUCUCAGCCCAAGUUUCUGAGGAUAAAACAUUCGCGCUUCUGGAGUUCAAGGAUCCGAAUGAUGCCACAGUCGCAUUGGCCUUUAAUGGAAUUACCAUGGCAGAGAGUGGAGACAAGGGACUUGAAGUGCGCCGGCCAAAGGACUACAUUGUUCCCGACGGCAGCGCAGCGCAGCCAGUCCAAGAGGGCGUUGUGCUGAGCGAAGUGCCCGACUCGCCCAACAAGAUUUGUGUCUCUAAUAUUCCCACCUACAUCAAUGAGGAACCUCUCAGCAUGCUGCUUACGUCAUUCGGUCCGCUCAAGUCAUUUGUCUUGGUCAAGGAUGCUGCUACAGAAGAGUCUCGGGGAAUUGCAUUUUAUGAAUACAUCGACCCAAACAACACUGCUCUUGCCGUUGAAGGUUUGAACGGCAUGGAACUAGGCGAGCGCCCCCUCAAGUUUGUUCUUGCCAGCAUUGGAACUACACAAGCCUCGGGCCUCGACAUGGGCGUGAAUGCCAUGCAGAUGUUCGCCAAAACCACAUCUCAGGAUCUUGAGACUACCCAGGUCCUGCAGCUUCUCAACAUGGUCACGCUUGACGAGCUCCUCAAUGACGAAGAUUACGAAGAAAUCCUGGAAGAUGUGCGCGAGGAAUGCUCCAAGUUUGGAAAGAUUCUCGGAAUGAAGAUCCCUCGCCGCGGACACGGUGCUGGCAAAAUCUUCAUUAAGUAUGAUACCGCCGAGUCCGCCACCACCGCUCUCAAGGCGCUGGCGGGUCGCAAGUUCUCGGACCGUACAGUCGUUGCCUCGUACUUCGGGGUUGAGAACUUCGACACCGAGGCCUGGUAA
Penicillium vulpinum is the source of this 1782-nucleotide messenger RNA. Its product is annotated as splicing factor u2af large subunit. Gene Ontology annotation, cellular component: U2AF complex; nuclear speck; commitment complex. Gene Ontology annotation, molecular function: pre-mRNA 3'-splice site binding; poly-pyrimidine tract binding. The coding region runs from base 1 to 1782 and encodes 593 amino acids. The transcript has 5 exons. Lineage: Eukaryota; Fungi; Ascomycota; Eurotiomycetes; Eurotiales; Aspergillaceae. The record is from RefSeq and is a predicted model, not a curated record.